Ectocarpus siliculosus is the source of this 1926-nucleotide messenger RNA. The record is from the annotation of a GenBank genome assembly. NCBI's taxonomy places the organism in Eukaryota, Phaeophyceae, Ectocarpales, Ectocarpaceae.
AUGCACAACCUUGUGGUAACCGCACACCGAGCAGAACGCGAAGCACGAGCGGUCCAUGAUGCGUCUUUGGAGGAAGUUAGGCUGUUGGAGGAGCGCAGAGACUCAGAGGCCGCAACGCUACAAGAGGUUGAACGACGGGAAACUGCGCUCAGGUACGAGGUGGGGGAGCUCAGCGCAACGGCGGAAGACUUAAACUAUCAGCUCGAGCGGCUCGACAAGGAGACGGUGAAAGACGAAGCCCUCAAAACAACCCUCUUGGAAAAGUCGGAGGUGCUGGAAGAUACCAGGAUUGACCUCGGGAGGCAACAGGAGAGGCUCCAGGCUUACUUGUCGAAGACGGGCGGAGAGCCGGACAGGAUUCGAAAGCAGGGAGACAGCGUCCACAGAGCUGCCUCCACCCUCGACGCCGAGGUGCGACGGUUGCAGCUUUGCACGGCAAAGGCGGAGCAGGAGGCGGAGAACAUCAGAGAAAAACGUCAGCAAGCCACCGAGCUCAAGAGGGGGCUCAUCGAAAAGCUGGAGCUACAGAGGGACACGUUGCAGCAUCGGCAAAAGGACGUGGAGGUGGUCACCACGAACCUCGAGAUGCAGAGGGCCAAGAACCACCAACUCCUCACGGAGCGGGUGGAGCUAACGCUGCAGAGCAAGGAGGCGGACGAAAAGACUCGACGAGAGGGAGACACGCUGUCCAUGGAGAGGAAGUUUCUCGAGCUCAUGAAGAGGAAGCUCAGAAAAAAACGCUCCAUCGCCGAAGCCGCACGACAGGUGGUUCCCGUGCUAGAGCAGCAGCUGGGCGACGUCCAAGCAGACUUGCAGAGCCAGGAAGGGCUGGCCAAAGAGCUGAACCAUGAGGCCGACAUCAUGAGGCAGGACGUAGACAUUGGGCUAGCGAGGUUUCUCUCCCAGGAAAUGGCGGAGAACUCGAAGCGAUCAGACCUGGCGGCUCUGCUGGAAGAAGUCGACGGCCUCGAAGCCGAGGUGCUGCAAUGGGGCGAGGAAGAGAAGCGACAGCGCAAGCUGGUAGCUCUUUUGAAAGGGCAGCGGGACAUCAAGCAAGGCGAGGCUUUGAGGGCGCAACAGGCUGAGAAAGACACCGCCCAGCAGGUGAAAAUGAAGCAGUUGGUCAUCGCAGACCUGUCGAAGAGGUGUAACGACACCAACAACCGCCUCAAGGAGUUCUCCGCGCUCUACGACGUCGUCAAGAACGAGAGGAACAAAUACGUCAACCUGAUCCAGGCCAGCCACCAGGCUCUCGCCGAGAUGAAGGAGAAGAUCAAGAUUCUUCACAACGAGGUGGAUAUCCUUCGAAACGAAUCCCUCGCCAAGGACAAGGCCCUCAAGAAGGAACGCGUGGCUCACCGAGCAUCUCAGGCCCAAAGGGAUGGGCUGCGUUUGGAGGCAAACAACGCUUCCAUGCACUACCGGACAAAGCAGCAAGUGGUGGAGCAGCAGAUCGUGGAGAUCGAGAAGCAGAACGGCGUGAUCAACGCCUUGGAGAGGGACAUGCUCCGGCUCAAGGCCAUGUACGAGGCGGCGGUGGAGCAGCGCAACUUUGCCGGUGUGCAGUUGAUCGACCGUAACGAUGAGCUCUGCGUCUUGUACGAGAAGUCCAACAUACAAGAGACCACGCUCAAGGAGGGCAGCCUGGCCAUCACAAAGCGGGAAGAAGACAUCAGGAUGCUAAGACUGCAGGUUGCGGAGCUUCAAAGACGCCUCGAGGCCGCCAGACGCCGGACAGACAAGGCCCCCGACGGUGCGGAGAACUUGGUUUCCAUGCACGAGGAACUGCAAACGAAGAGAGCAGUGACGGAGCAGCUCAGCAGAGACCUGGAGGACCCCGGGAACUUGAUCAGAUGGCGGGCCCUAGGGGGAGAGGACCUGUCAAUGGAGCAGCUUGAGGCCACCAUCGUGGUCAGUAUGCCGUAG